Messenger RNA from Bufo bufo (common toad), 3109 nucleotides. RefSeq names its product mitogen-activated protein kinase kinase kinase 3 (gene MAP3K3). Gene Ontology annotation, molecular function: ATP binding; protein binding; protein kinase activity. Gene Ontology annotation, biological process: protein phosphorylation. The transcript has 16 exons. Lineage: Eukaryota; Metazoa; Chordata; Amphibia; Anura; Bufonidae. The record is from RefSeq and is a predicted model, not a curated record. Bases 119 to 2101 code for a protein of 660 amino acids.
UUGCGCCUGCGUGAGGCCUUGGAGCUCGAAGACAGAACACCCGGAUAUGAGGUGACCCGGAGACGCCCGCGGGUAUGACAGGACACCCGAAGAAAAGUUGGGGGAGUUUGGGCCUUUGAUGGUAUCGGUGCGUAGAGCCUUUCUUGAAGACCUGGGACCCCUUACUGAAGGCCUGAGGCGCCGGGACGCGGACAAAGCCCGGGACGUCUCCCCCUGUGCCGCCAUGGAUGAGCAGGAAGCUCUCAAGUCCAUUAUGAAGGACCUGGUCGCCCUUCAGAUGGGAAGGCGACAUCGAACUACCGGAAUCGAGGGUGUGAAAACGAAGACAUGCAGCCUCCCCAAUAAACAGAAUGAUGUGAGGAUAAAGUUUGAACACAAUGGCGAGAGGCGGAUCCUGCAGUUCCCUCGGCCUGUAAAGAUUGAAGAUGUGGAGCAGAAAGUGAAGGUAGCCUUUGGACAGCAGAUGGACCUGCAUUACAUGAACAAUGAGCUGUCUAUACCACUCCGAAGUCAGGAUGAUCUUGACAAGGCCGUUGAUCUUUUAGAUCGAAGUUCAAGUAUGAAAAGUCUGCGGAUUCUGCUCCUCUCCCAUGAUAGGAACCAUACCUCCUCGCCCCACUCUGGGGUCCAAAAGCAAGUGCGGAUUAAGGCCUCCCAGUCUUUGGGUGAUGUUACUACAGCAUAUCAUUCUGCAGAGACCCGGAGCCGACAUCUGUCUGUCAGUUCACAGAAUGCCGGACGCAGCUCUCCACCGCCUGGCUAUGUCCCCGAGAGGCAGCAGCGGAUUGCCCGACAGGGUUCCUAUACCAGCAUCAACAGCGAGGGCGAGUUCAUCCCGGAAACCAAUGAUCAGUGUAUGCUGGACCCACUGAGCAGUACAGAGAAUUCGAUAUCUGGUAGUUGUCAAUCUCUGGACCAAUCCGAGGGCAGCCCUUCAUUCAGGAAGUCCCGAAUGUCAAGAGCUCAGAGUAAUCCCGACAACAGGCAGGAUUUCUCAGAUCGGGAGAAUCAGUUCUGUGACAAAGCAGGGAAAGGUGGGACAUACCCUCGAAGAUAUCACGUAUCUAUUCACCAUAAAGACUAUAGUGAUGGACGAAGAACAUUCCCACGGAUCAGGCGCCCUCAAGGAAAUCUUUUCACCCUUGUGCCAUCUAGUCGUUCUUUAAGCACCAAUGGAGAAAACCUUGGCCUGUCUGCGCAGUAUGUGGAAGCCCGCAACCGACUGCGCAGUGCAGACAGCGAGAACACACUGGGUGUACCGGAAAGAAAUGUUCCCAUUAAAUCUCCCAGUGCUCCUAUAAACUGGCGCCGGGGAAAACUACUGGGGCAGGGAGCCUUUGGUCGUGUUUAUCUGUGUUAUGAUGUGGACAUAGGACGGGAGCUGGCAGCUAAGCAGGUUCAGUUUGAUCCAGACAGUCCAGAAACAAGCAAGGAGGUCAGUGCCCUGGAGUGUGAGAUACAGCUGCUGAAGAAUCUGCAUCAUGAAAGGAUAGUACAGUAUUAUGGUUGUUUGCGGGACAAAGGCGAGAAGACUCUGACUAUAUUCAUGGAGUAUAUGCCAGGGGGAUCAGUGAAAGAUCAGCUUAAAGCUUACGGGGCACUAACGGAAAAUGUUACUCGUAGAUACACCCGGCAAAUCCUGGAGGGAGUUUCUUACCUGCACAGCAACAUGAUUGUACACAGGGACAUAAAGGGGGCCAACAUCCUCCGGGACUCUGCAGGGAAUGUUAAGCUAGGAGACUUUGGGGCCAGUAAGCGUCUCCAGACGAUUUGCAUGUCAGGGACAGGUAUCCGUUCUGUGACGGGAACACCAUACUGGAUGAGCCCAGAGGUGAUCAGCGGUGAGGGAUACGGGAGGAAAGCUGAUGUCUGGAGCCUGGGCUGCACCGUGGUGGAAAUGCUAACAGAGAAGCCUCCCUGGGCAGAGUAUGAAGCCAUGGCAGCCAUUUUUAAAAUCGCCACCCAGCCAACUAUUCCUCACCUUCCCCCAAACACAUCAGAGCAAUGCCGGGACUUUGUAAAGCAGAUACUGGUGGAAGCGAGGCAGAGACCGUCUGCUGAGGAGCUUCUCCGGCAUCCCUUUGCCCAACUUACCUAUUAAGUCUUCAUCAAAGUGUCGUCCUUCACUUGACCAUGGAUAUUCUCCAGAGAUGAAUGUUGACUUUUGAGGGAAGACUCUGGAACAUUUAAUGAGACGCGAUGACAAUCUUCCCUUCAACCUACCCCUACCCCAACUACCUAUCGCUGACUAAGUCUAGAACAGGUUCUAGAUUCAGGACAGGGUUGGGUGUGUGUCAGUGUUAGAGCAGCAGAACAAUGGAUUAUUUUUUUAUCUUGAAGUGACUUUGAUUCCUAGAAAAGAGUUCUUAUGCUCCAAGCCAGAGACACAGUAUGAAGGAAUGGUGCGUGAUGACUUCCAUUAAAAAUCUGCACCAUCCUCCCAUCAUGAAGGAGUUCUUCCACGUCUUAGACAAGUGCCUUAACGCCUCUUCAGCCAGGGAGCAUGUUAACCAUGGCCCGGUGGCCUCUUCCUUUUGUUAUGGAAAGUCCCAGCAUUUCAGUAAUGGUGAGAUAACCUGAUGAUAGCAGUAUGUGACUCCACGUCACUGGUUGUAGUAAAUGUCCCAUUUUGCAUAACAUUAUGUUUUUAUGUCCAAAAUUCUGUACUGAUUAUAGGAGGUUGAAGCUCCGAAUCUGUUGCUAUCAUCCUCACUUUUAUACUGUAUGCAGUAAUCUCCCCCUAGUGGUGGAUGCAGGCAGACAUAAUUUUAUAAUUUAAAGUGGUUGUCCACUUUCUGCUUACAUUUACCCCAGCACACCCUUAGAAGACCACCCUUCCCACUAUACAUGGGUGCUGCAUUUGACAUUUCAGAAGUUUAGGCGGACAACCCCUUUAACUAUGUCUGUACGGGGAAUAUGGAGCUCUAUAUCAGAUCUACAGGGCUCCAACACUAUGAAGACAUAUAUUACAUGAAUCAGCACAGAAGUUUGGAUCUACUUAAAAACAAAAUGGCGCUCAAGGAUGGACAUUUACUUUAAACUUCCUGACCAACCUGAAGUCCUUAGGAUUCUUGCUAGCAGCGUGCCUUAGUGACAGGUAUGUGAUAUG